Molecule: messenger RNA, 4466 nt
Organism: Solea solea (common sole)
Lineage: Eukaryota; Metazoa; Chordata; Actinopteri; Pleuronectiformes; Soleidae
Gene: vps50
Product: VPS50 EARP/GARPII complex subunit
Exons: 29
Coding region: 129-3107 (992 amino acids)
Biological process (GO): endocytic recycling; retrograde transport, endosome to Golgi
Cellular component (GO): EARP complex
Molecular function (GO): SNARE binding
Source: RefSeq, a predicted model, not a curated record
GGUCACGUGACUUUCAACCAUGACUUCCUGUUCGUAGUGAUGGAGGCGCAUCGCUAACAACAAAACUCAGCUGUGGCUUUGUUCACGUAUCCGUGCACUGACACUCGCGGACACUCACUGGAGCUACGAUGCAGAAAAUCAAGUCUCUCAUGGCCCGGCAGGGUCUGAAAAGUCCUCAGGAGAGCAUGGCAGAUCUUAGUCCUGUAGAGAACCUGAGGAUCCCGAGCAAGGAGGAGUUGCGGGAACUGAGGGAGCAAUCCAUUGACCCCCAGGCAGAGCAGGAGAUCAUCAACAGCAUCGAGGAGGUCUACUACUCCAACGACUCUUUCGACAUGGUGCAGCACGAACUGGAGAAGCUUCCACUUGAGCUGAAUCUGCUGGAGCUGGAGGAGCAUAGAGACAAGCUGAAGAGACAACAGGCAGCAGUUUCUAAAAAGGUUGCAGAUCUUAUUCUGGAGAAACAGACUGCUUAUGUCAAGGAACUGGAAAGAGUGACAGCCUUACAGACGAACCUACAGCUGGCAGCCGUCAUUUGCACUAACGCGAGGAGACAACUUAGUGUGGCGAAAGAGGGAUUCACAGAGGCCAGCCUGGGUUUACUGGCCAAUCAGAGAAGGCGUCAACUGCUGACCGGCUUGCUCAAGUCUCUGAGGACCAUUAAGACACUGCAAAGAACCGAUGUAAGACUCAGCGAGAUGCUGGAGGAGGAAGAUUAUCCAGGUGCAAUCCAGCUCUGUCUGGAAUGUCAGAAAGCUGCCAGCACCUUUAAACACUACAGCUGCAUCAGUGAAUUGAAUUCCAAACUGCAAGACACUUUGGAGCAAAUUGAGGAGCAGCUUGACGUCGCCCUGUCCAAGACCUGUAAGCACUUUGAUGUUUCGCACUACACCAAAGUCCAGCUGGCCUACACACUCCUGGGCAAGACACAGACUGCUAUGGACCAACUACACAUGCACUUCACCCAGGCCAUCCAUAACACUGUGUUCCAAGUAGUGCUGGGAUAUGUGGAGCUGUGUGCCGGCAAUGCUGACACCAAGUUCCAGAAGAUGCAAUAUAAGGACCUGUGCACGCAUAUUACCUUGGACAGCUACAUCCCCUGUCUGACAGAUCUGUGCAAGGCAUUAUGGGAGGUGAUGCUAAGCUACUAUCGCACCAUGCAGUGGCACGAAGAGCACGACAAACAAAAGAAUUCCCCAGAUGAUGCAGCAGCAGCAGCAGAUUCUGAUGAGUUGGUUGUGGACCGCAGUUACGUGAAGAAGAAAUUGGAGCAUGGACUGACGCGGAUCUGGCAGGAUGUCCAGUUGAAAGUGAAGGCCUACAUCUUGGGGACGGACAUGUCCAACUUCAAAUAUGAUGAUUUUAUAGUGGUGCUGGAUGUCAUCAGCAGGUUGAUGCAGGUGGGCGAGGAGUUCUGUGGCAGCAAGUCUGAGGUCCUGCAGGAGUCGAUCAAACGCCAGAGUGUCAACUACUUUAAAAACUAUCACAGGGCACGUCUGGAAGAACUGAGGAUGUUUCUGGAAAAUGAGACGUGGGAACUUUGUCCUGUCAAGUCUAAUUUUAACAUCGCCCAGCUCCAUGAGUUCAAGUUCAUGGGCCAGUGUCGCUCUCCGUCCAUGUCCCCGAACAGACAGGCCAUGUUGUCGAACUCCCCGGCCCAGGAGGAGCUGUGUCUGUUCCAACAGUUCCUUCAGGAGGGAAACCCGUUUGAGAUGCACAUUGAGCAGAAAGAGGAGGAGACAGAGGACGUGCUGGCGUCUAACGGAUAUGAGUCAGACGAGCUGGAGAAGAGCGUGUAUCAGGAAUACGACAGCGACAGUGAUGUCCCCGAGGAGCUCAAGCAGGACUACGUGGAUGAGCAGACGGGCGACGCCCCUCUCAAGAGCAUUUCCCGAGAGACCAUAAGAAGCAAGAAAAAGUCUGACUACAACCUAAAUAAAAUCAACGCACCGAUCCUCACCAACACCACUCUCAACGUCAUCCGGCUUGUUGGAAAGUACAUGCAGAUGAUGAGCAUUCUGAAGCCGAUCGCCUUCGAUGUCAUCCACUGUGUGUCUCAGCUCUUUGACUACUACCUAUACGCUGUAUACACCUUCUUUGGACGCAAUGACAUGCCUGUCCCAAGCCCGUCUUUGCCAACUCACGGUGGCAGAGAGGCGGGCACUGCCAGGGUGGUGGGCCCUGCUUGCUUGUACGAGUCAUCGGGUCUAGGCCUUAUCAGCAGCCGAUUAAGAACCACACUGAACCGGAUCCAGGAGAGCCUCAUAGACGUGGAAGCACUGGGGGAGAACGCAGGUGUCCACGGCCCAGCGGAGGACAGGAAGGAGAAGGUGCCCAGCCCACAUCUCAGCCAGCUGGUGGUCCUCACUAACAGUGGAACUCUUUAUGGGUUAGCUCAGAGAGUGGUGGCCACUGAGUCUCUUGUGUUUUUGGCAGAACAGUUUGAGUCCCUCCAGUCCCACCUAGACACAAUGAUGCCUGCGGCCAAGAAGCCUUUCCUGCAACAGUUUUAUUCUCAGACGGUUUCUACGGCCAGUGAACUGCGGAAACCCAUAUACUGGAUAGUGGCCGCCAAAGCCAUCGACUACGAGCAAAUGUUACUCAUGAUGGCUGGAGUGAAAUGGGACAUCAGGGAGAUAAUGUCACAGCACAAUGUGUAUGUGGACGUCCUUUUAAAGGAGUUUGAGCAAUUCAACAAGAGGCUGGGUGAUGUUUCCAGACAUGUGCGCAUUCCGCUGCCUGUGUCCAACGUCUUGUGGGAGCACUGCAUCCGUCUGGCCAACAGGACGCUUGUCGAGGGCUACGCCAAUGUGAAGAAAUGUAGCAAUGAGGGCCGGGCCCUGAUGCAGCUGGACUUCCAGCAGUUCCUCAUGAAGCUGGAAAAGCUGACCGACCUGCGGCCCAUCCCCGAUAAAGAGUUUGUGGAGACCUACAUCAAGGCUUAUUACCUGACGGAGAACGACAUGGAGCAGUUCAUCAAGAAUCACAGGGAGUAUUCCAUGAAGCAGCUCGCCAACUUGGUCAACGUGUGCCUGGGCUCACACAUAAACAAGAGAGCUCGACAGAAACUGCUGGCAGCCAUCGAUGACAUUGACAGACCCAAGCGAUAGACUGAUGCACAGCAGAUGAAUCCCAAUGUAUCAUUGACACCACACGGAAACAACAGAGGGACUCCCCACGGCGGAGCCCCGAGUCGAAUGUCUUCAGUUUUUUUUUUUAACAACAUACUUAUCAAUGUUGACAGCAUGUGCAGUAGUGUACAUGACCAUUUCUUAGGUUCUAUGUUAGUCAGCUCUCUUUAUACUGUUAACCUGUUGAAUUCACACUCAAGCAUGCUGCACUUAUUCUCUGCGUAGUUGUAUCCUAACACCUCAUUACUUAACAAACGUGUUGUUUCUGAUCUUUCUCUAGAACCGUAGACCACGACGAACAGAUCCCGACUUUGUUUUCCAGAUUAACUUUAAAAAAAAAAAAAAAAUCAGAAUCUGAGUAGUAAUUGGGAAGUGAGGCAUUAACACGUGGUCAUUUGUGGAGUUCCAUCUUCUUCUGUUUAGUUUUCACAGCUCCUGCAUCGAGAAAAAAAGAGAAAAAAACGAGUGUCUAAAUUAGAUUGUCGCGCAAUGUUGUCAAUCGUUGUGCUAAAUGUCGCUCAAGAGAAUAUUUUAUUGAUUGUGCCCCUCUGCUAUCUGAAUGCAGAAGAUACAGUACAGUAAAUCUGGGUUAUUAUUGACUUCAAUCAUGAGUUUUAAAUGAAUCCAGCCCCGUGGGGUUUACUGUAUAAUUGAGGGUAUUAGUUAUGUCUGACUGGAUGUUUUAUGUUAUCAAUGAAUCACAUAAAUCUAAUAUAAUUAUGGACCUGACAAUAUUAUUAAUUGCCUUAGUUAUAGAUUAAACCUUUUGCCGUGUGUGUAUUUAUUUGCUCUCUUUCAUGUAUUAUUUUAUUGUCCUGAAGUCAGUCCGUCUUUGCGAAGGUGCUUCUCCUCGACGUGAGCCUCGGACCUUCGCGCUUCACAGUGAAAUGUCAGUGAUUUUUAUCCAUGUAGUUGGUUAGAAGAGUCAGGCGCUGGUUGGUGAUGAGUUAGUGGUUGACCGGUGUCAACUAGCAGAUUAGACUUUAACUUAGUCUUCACCUGCCAGUCGCCGCAGAUUGGCGUUCGAUGUCACAGGAGGAAGAAAAACAAAAAGAACAUUUUGAUACGGCUUCAUGUACUGUAUAUUUUGUGUGCAACUUAUUCCAAAACAAAUACUGUAAAUGUGAACAAUGUGUAUUUAUUAUUUCUUGUUUCACUUCUUUCUUUCUUUCUUUUAAAUAUGUAUAUGAUCAUUUUCAUCACCUCUCACUAUCUAAUCGGCAAAUUACAAAUAUGUAAACAUUGUCUAAAUGCAGUGCACUAGUGGAAAUCAGUAAUCAGUGUUAGAAGAAUAUCGGAAAAACAUGAUUCUGCCAGAAUAAACAUGCUAACAGUGAA